Messenger RNA from Chlorella variabilis, 1741 nucleotides. RefSeq lists its product as hypothetical. Bases 222 to 1703 code for a protein of 493 amino acids. The transcript is spliced from 13 exons. NCBI's taxonomy places the organism in Eukaryota, Viridiplantae, Chlorophyta, Trebouxiophyceae, Chlorellales, Chlorellaceae. Gene Ontology annotation, molecular function: oxidoreductase activity. The record is from RefSeq and is a predicted model, not a curated record.
CUGCGCAAACCGGAGUUGCAAGAGGCGCCCCUGCGAGAGGCACGCAACCCAAAAGCUGCCCCUUGCACUCCGGCAUUGCCUGUUUAUUCCUGAUCGCUCCCAGCCAGUCCCAGCCUUCGCACAGCAGCUAGCCGCACCAUCCCGUGUUCUCCCAUCAGCGGGCACUGCCACCUGUGCUGUCGCAGUCUACAGGCCCUUCGGCGGGCCCAGCACAAGCAGCCAUGCUGCCGCGCCUGGCCAGCGCCUCGCUGGGAGCGCUGCUGCGCCCCGGCGGCGGCGGCCUGGCGCGCACGCUGGCGUCGGCGGCAGCGGCGGCAGAGGGUGGCGCGGGCCUCCAGUUUUGCGUGGUCGGCAGCGGCCCAGCCGGCUUCUACACCGCCGACAAGCUGCUGAAGCGAUUUGGGGAGGGCGCGCGCGUGGACAUUGUGGAGGCGCUGCCGACGCCCUUUGGCCUGGUGCGCUCUGGGGUGGCGCCUGACCAUGCAGACACCAAGAAUGUGAUCAACCAGUUCACCGCUCUGGCGGGCGACCCGCGCCUCACCUUCCUCGGCAACGUGCGGGUGGGGCGGGACCUGAGCCUGGCGGAGCUGCGCCGCCACUACAGCGCCGUCGUGCUAUGCUACGGGGCCGAGAGCGACCGGCGGCUGGGCGUGCCUGGGGAGGACCUGCCCGGCGUCUUCUCGGCCCGCGAGUUUGUGUGGUGGUACAACGGGCACCCCGAGUACCGCGACCUUCCCGUGGACCUGUCCCGUACCAGCAGCGUGGCCAUUGCCGGACUGGGAAAUGUGGCAGUCGACUGUGCCCGCAUCCUGCUAAAGCCGGCAGGUGACAUGGCCGCCACCGACAUUUGCAGCCACGCUGUGGAUCAGCUGAGGAGCAGCGCGGUGAAGGAGGUGCACCUGGUGGGGCGGCGCGGCCCGGUGCAGGCGGCCUUCACCCCAAAGGAGCUUCGGGAGCUUCUGGGCCUGCAGGGGGUGCAGGUUGUGAUGGACCCUGCCGCGUUCCAGCUGACGCCCGCCUGCGAGGCGGAGAUGGCGGCAGCGCGCAUGAAGAAGCGGGUGUUUGAGAUUCUGUCCAAGGCGCGGGCGCAGGAGCGGCAGGGGGAUAGGUCGCUUCACAUCCACUUCCUGCGCAGCCCUGCCGAGGUGGUGGAGGCGGAGGGGCGAGCCGCCGGCGUCAGGCUGGAGAGGACGCGCCUGGAGGCGGCGGCGGCGCCCGGCAGCGACCAAAAGGCGCUCGGCACGGGCGAGUACGAGACCAUCCCCGCAGACAUUGUGCUGAAAAGCAUCGGCUUCAAGUCGGUGGGCAUCCCAGGGGUGGCCUUUGACGGCCGCGCGGGCAUCGUGCCAAACAAGCUGGGCCAGGUGUGUGGCGAGGAUGGCGCCAGCGCGGACCCCGGGCUGUACGUGUGCGGCUGGCUGAAGCGGGGGCCGUCUGGCAUCAUCGGCACCAACCUGGUGGAUGCGGAGCAGACCGUGGAUGUGAUGGUGCAGACGCAGGGCAGCUUCCCGGCGGUGGCGGCGCAGCCGGCGGGCGCCGCGGGGCUGCGCCGCCUGCUGCAGCAACGCGGGGUGCAGGUGGUCAGCUUUGCAGACUGGCAGCGGGUGGAUGCGGAGGAGGUGAGGCGAGGCCAGGCGCUGGGCAAGCCGCGAGACAAGCUCACGAGCGUGGAAGAGAUGCUGCAGAUUGCGCGGGCAGCGUGAGGCAAGCGUGCCUGGGUUUUGUCGCUAGCACAGGCAGC